Messenger RNA from Rotaria sp. Silwood1, 2179 nucleotides. The record is from the annotation of a GenBank genome assembly. Lineage: Eukaryota; Metazoa; Rotifera; Eurotatoria; Philodinida; Philodinidae.
AUGGGUAUAACAACAUCUAAGACAGCAGAUACAAAGAGUCAAUCAAAGUCGAUUGAAAAUAUACUGCAUAUACAACAACGAACUUUUUCAUCAAUCGAAGAUGAAAAAGUUGAAAUAUUUACAUUGAUAUGGUUUGAUGAGCGAUCAAAUGAUACUUCACUUGAUUCAUUAAGUACGAAGGCAUUGCUUAAACAAAUAAACAAUGAUGAUUGCUUAUUCUAUCAUGAUUCGAUUACUUUUUUCAAUACUCUUGAACAAUUCAAAAAAGAAAAUAGAAAAAUUUUUCUAGUUAUAUCAGGUUCAUUUGCUCGAAAAUAUUUAUCAACCAUACAUGAACAAAUUGCAUCUAUAAUUAUUUUCUGUGGAAUCUAUAAUAAAUACGUUGAUUUACUUGAUAGAUACUCAAAUAUUAUGGAUAUAUGUACUGAACAUCAUUCUUUAAAGAGUUCCAUAGAACGUGAAUUACCUUCAUUAAAUUUUAAUUUAUUUCAAAACCAAACGUUAAAAUCAGUAAGAUCUAUAAGUUCUUCAUCAUCAGUACAUAAUUACUGCAAUCGUUCAGCUUACUUUUCAUAUCUAUCAUUCAUGGAAAUUCUCAAGCAUAUGUCUCAGACAGAAGAAGCCAAACAAAUAAUGAUCAAUCAAUGUAAAGGUUAUUAUCGUCGAAAUAAGAUUGAACUUGAAAAAAUUGAACUUUUUCGUAAUACUUAUACGUUUGAUAAAGCAAUCGAUUGGUAUACACUCGAUAGUUUUGUUUAUCGACUUGUUAAUCAUGCAUUCCGAACAGAAGACAUUGCACUUUGAGGUAUUCUAAAUGGUGAAAGUGAAGUUCUGUUCAAUAUGAAUUCAGUUUUUAAAGUUGAACAAGUCGAAUACUGUCAAGAAUCCAAAAUUUGGUUAAUCCGAAUGUGUGCAACUGAUGAAGGCACAGAAGACAUAAAACAAGAAUUAAAAUUAAUGAGAAAAAAAUUUCAAAUGUGUAAUAAUAUGAAUUUAAUCUUUGGACACCUUCUGCUACAUAUGGGACAUUAUUCACAAGCUGAAUCAUACUUUCAAAUGAUGUUACAAGUAAUGCCGAAUGAUCAUAAAGAUCGCGCAGCUGUCUAUGAGCAAAUCGGUGAUCUGCACAUGCGUACGACAAAUUGGAAUGAAGCAUUUAGAAACUUUACCUAUGCUUAUGAAAGAAAAAAGAAAUCUCAUCAACAACAAUCAAUGGGUAUCACAUUUAAUAAUUUUGGUAAUUAUUAUAAAGCUAUUGAGGAUUUUGAUAUGGCACGUAUGUAUUAUGAAAAAACAUUGAAUUGUAAAAAUGAUUCUAUCAAUACUUCCAUAACAAAAGUAAACUUGAGUAAUGUCUACCUAAUUGAAAAAAAGUAUGAUGAGGCGUUGAACUUAUGCUUACAAGCACGUGACAACCUCCAACAAUUUCGGCCGCAUCUUCCUACAGAAAUUACUUAUUGUCAAGGUACACUUGGCGAUAUCUAUUUUGCUCAAGCUAAAUACGAUUUAGCGGAAGCUUUCUAUCUAACAUCAUUUGAAUUAAGUCAAAAACAUUUAUUGAUUGGUGACCACUUACGAACUAAAUGUAUAAUGUCACUCAUUGAUCUCUAUACUAAACAAAACAACAAACAACGUGCAUUUGAAUUUUGUAAGGAACAAUUAGUUUUACAUGAACAAUAUUUAUUGAAGAAUCAUACGAGUAUUGCACAUUUAUUAUUAAAACUAGCUGAACUUGAAGAACCCCAUAAUAAUAAAAUACGGUAUUACACUCGAGCACUCAAUCUGUUAGAAAAAAAUGUUUAUUUAGAAUAUCAAUCAUUGUCAAAAUGUCUAAUAUUGAUCGGAAGUUAUUGGAAAGAACACAAUUCGAUUGAGAAAGCAUUAGAACAUUUUCUAAGAGCCAAGGAUAUUCAAACGAAAAUUUAUCCACCAAUGCAUAAAAUUUUCAGAGAAACUGAAAGUUUGAUCGAUUGCGUUCAAUAAAGACUUCGAGUGUAUCGCGUACAUGAGUUAUUUUCUUUAUCAAUAAUUAUAUUGUGAGUGUGACUUUUGUUUUCAACAGCACCAGGGCUGCCAUCUGUUCAAGUUUAGAAUGGGGUACAAAAAUUUCUAAAUCGGGUACAUGUGAGGUGCAAUACUGUUCUAAAUGGGGUGCGUCCAUGGGGUACACAAUUUUCUA